AUGGAGGUUAUUGAUGGUGAUUUGGACCUAAGGAUUGAUCAAUUGAACCAGAAAAUUGAUGGUAUCAUUGAUCCUGCUAAUCUAAGAGCUCAAGUGGAAAAUGUUGGUGGUGUUUCAAAAGCCCUAAGUUUCGAUGAGUUAUCAAAAUUACAGCAACGAGAUUAUGAAAUAACUCAAGAAUUACAACAAUUGAGAGAAUUAUGGGUCAUCUCUACUUUAUUAAAGGAAACUGAAGUUAAUCUUGAGCUUUUUGAAUUUGAAAAUGUAUUUGAUUCAUUGAGAAAUUUCCAAAAGAAGAUUAAAUCUGAUUCGUUAACUUCAAGUUUAAUUAUUGUUGAUAAGUUACAAAAUGAACAUGAUCGUUGUUAUGAUUUAGCGAUUGAGAAAAUAAAACAAUGUUGGAAUGAAUUGAUCCAUGUUGAUAAUGAUUCAAUUGAAUUCAAUGCAGAAGUGGAGAUAAAUGGGAAUCUUGUUCAAUUUGAAAAUAUAUCUGAUGUUAUCAAAACUAACAAUUUGCAAACCAAAAUACCAAAUUCAAAUACUUCUCAUCUCAUAGAUCAAAAACUACUCAACUCCCUGACAGAAUCAAAAUCAUUAAAUCUAUCUGAUAACAAGAUCUCCAUCAAUAAUGACCAUGAAUCAAUUCAAGAUCAGAUCCAAUCAAUUAGCAACCUAGUAAAGUUCAUCAGUUUUAUUCCAGAUGAUCAACAAAUAAUAAACUACAUAUCACCAAGAUUCUUUGAAUGGUUGAAAGAAUUAAUCACAAUUAAUAUUGAUCUAGUUUAUUCAGACAAAUCAUUACAAAAUCAGUUUUUGGAACUUGAUUCAAUGCUAAAAUCUCAAAAUUUCAAAAGAAACGAUUUACAAAAUUGGAUAAAGAAUGAAUUAAAUGAGAUUGCAGUGGAAAACUAUCUGGAUUUACAUAUUGAUCAAGCCAGAAAAUUGGUUUAUUCAUUAGACAAAUCAGUUUUCCAAAACUUGAUGACUAGAGAAUAUAAAGAGUCUGUUGAGUCUAAACCUGCUCCAAAAGCUGAACCUGUUCCUCAGCCUCCUGUUGAUGAGCCUGAGGAUGAUUGGGGAUGGAAUGAUGAGGAUAUUAAUGUUGAUGACGAUCAGGAUCCUCAACAAGAGGAAGUUCAAGAUGAUUGGGGCUGGGAUGAUGAUGAAGAAGAACAACCAAAACCUAAAAAGAAACUCGUUUCCAAGUUGGCAAAGAAAUCACAUAGUAAUGAGCCAUCAAGGGAAUCAACUCCAAUACCGCAAACUUCAAUAACUUAUCAAACAACAAAACUACCUGAAGAGGUUAAUAAAAUCAUAAAAUCAUAUUUAUCAACACAAUCAAAAUUACCAUCACAAUAUCAUGACUUGCAUUAUUCAAAAUUGAAUUAUUUAAUAACGGGGUUUUACAUAUUGAUUUCUCAAGAAUUUAAAACUCGUACUAAAUCAUCACUCUUAUUAUAUAAUGAUUUAACAUAUUUGAAUCAGUUAUCCAAAUUUUCAAGAAUAGUGGAAUUGAAAGAACAAUAUUUAUCAAAUUAUAUCAAAGAUUUCCAAAAUGAUAUAGAUGAACAUUAUUCAAAAUUACAAGGUCUAGAUCCUUCAAUCUCAUCUAAUGAAACUUAUAAAAUCAUUGAUGAUAUCCAAUUAAUCUUCACAAUGUUUUUCAAAAAAUUGGAAAUUAUACCAUCAUCUAAAUAUCAAGAGAUUUUAUAUUCCGCCAUUGAAUCAUUUUAUAAUCAAAUUAUUGAAUCUGUCUUUGCCAAAACCAAUAUUGGUGAGAUUGAAAGUGAAUAUUUGAAUUUGAUCUUGACAAGAUUUUUACAAUUGAAAUUUCCCGUGGAUCAUAACAAGUUGAAAAAUCAUUCAAAAUUACAACAUGUUGCAUUUAUUGUGAAUUCACAUUUAAAAGAUAUCAUGGAAAGUUUUUAUAAUGCUGAGUUUUAUGACUUGUCUACGAUGGAACUCAUUGCAUUGAUUGAUAAGUUGUUUGCUGAUAGUGAUUUGAAAAGAAGAAGUAUUGAAGAUAUCAGAGAGAUUAGAGAAGCUGAUUAG
Hansenula anomala is the source of this 2052-nucleotide messenger RNA. It is a transcript of the gene DSL1, whose product is annotated as Dsl1p. The transcript has a single exon. The record is from RefSeq and is a predicted model, not a curated record. NCBI's taxonomy places the organism in Eukaryota, Fungi, Ascomycota, Saccharomycetes, Phaffomycetales, Wickerhamomycetaceae. Bases 1 to 2052 code for a protein of 683 amino acids.